Molecule: messenger RNA, 237 nt
Organism: Anisakis simplex (herring worm)
Lineage: Eukaryota; Metazoa; Nematoda; Chromadorea; Rhabditida; Anisakidae
Source: the annotation of a GenBank genome assembly
AUGAAUUUUAUCCAAUUCAAGGGAUUUCUACAAUCGAGUGUUGCUGAAGAGAAGAAAUAUAACACACGAUUAACGAAAAAUUUCGAUGAAUUCCUCAACAUUAUGAAUAAUUUGAAUCUUUCAUAUCCGAAACAAAUUGAUAAGUCUCUACCAGCCAACAAAGUGUGUGGUGUCUAUGAGCUUAUGGAUGAGGAGACCCGGAAACUGGUCAGUGAAGGAGCAGCUGGAAAGCAAUAA